CAACCCUUCAGCCUAACACUGCUCAAAUGGCCACAAGGACUACAGCAUCAGGCAAGCCAGCGAGGCAACUUGGAGACCUCCUCCAAGAACAGCAAGAACCUUUCAUCUUAAAGGUUUACCUUACAGAAAGAGGGUGUAUGAGAAAGAACUUAAAUUCAGGAGCUAAAUUCAUUGGCUGCCACGGCAAUUCAUGCAAGUUUCUAAAGAAGUCUGGUAGUCAAGACAAGAGCAAGAAGUGUAUUCCCCAAUUCCCCAAGGUACUUAAAGUUGUAUGUAACAAGCUCUUUACAAUUGAAGGCUUUAGAAGCAAGAAUUCUGCUGAUGAAGAUGGAAAGCUUAACGUCGCUGAGAUGGACCGAAAUAACCAAGAUACUGAAGAGCCUGAUAGAUUUUCCUCUGCUAGCAGCACAACAGUGUUUAAUUCAUGCUCAGAUAGUGAUAUAGAUGAACCAUCCAUGUUUGCUGACAAUACCAAGUCUUUCAAACCCUACGAUCAAAGCGAAAAGAAGGCUGCUGCAGAUACGAAGUUUCAAUGGAGUUGCGUGGAAGACAGUAAACAGCACAGCCCUGUGUCAGUGUUAGAAGAUACAUCUACUUCAAGAGGCUCCCCACUUGAUAACACAAGGCCGGUUUCCAGCGCAAGGCAGAAAAGUUUCUUCUUGCCUAAGCUAAUAACGGAAGACUCAAUAUUGUCUGCUUCGCUCUGGAAUUUAUUUCUUCAAACCACACCAGGGAAAUCAAGUUGCGCAGGAUUAACAGAACUACAAGAGCCUGACUUGUCUAAUUCUUCCCGGUUUUCAAUAUCGAAAAGGGUUUUGCAGCAAACAAAGCAGCUCCUAUUCGACUGUGUUAGGGAGUUGGAAGAUAGCCAUGAUAGGGAAGAAAAAGGCAAAGAGUUUUUAGGGUCUGAGGAGAUUGGGAAGCUCAUCUGUGGGAAAAUUAAGGGACGGGGAAAACGAUGUGGAGAUGAAUCAAACAUAAAGCAAUGGUUGAAAUCAGAUAUAACGGAUCCAACUCAGGAAUGGAGCGAUCUUGAAACUCAGAAGAGGGACAUCGGGCUAGUGAUUGGAAACGCCAUUUUAGAGGAGAUCACUAGUCUAGUUGUCAUGGACAUGGUUAAUUAAUGUCCUAGCUAAGAUGUAAUUGCUAGCUUCGGAAUUCAAUUUCCUUAUCUAAUUUCAAUUAUUUUACUCACA
This is a messenger RNA of Theobroma umbraticum, 1196 nucleotides long. RefSeq lists its product as uncharacterized. The record is from RefSeq and is a predicted model, not a curated record. NCBI's taxonomy places the organism in Eukaryota, Viridiplantae, Streptophyta, Magnoliopsida, Malvales, Malvaceae.